AUGCUUAAUCAUCAUCAUAGACCUGAUUGGAAGCUUAUCGAUGAAAUAAGUUUAAGUCUUCUGGAAGAAGGUAUUGGGAGUUACGAUGUUCUUCAAAGAGCUUUACCAUCCAUUGUUCUGAGUAAAAUUGACGAAACGGGCGACGAUUGUACUAUUGAAAGGUUGUUAAAAAUGUUUCGAAUAGCUCAGCUGCAAAUUGAAUACAUUUUGAAAACACAAGCAGAACUUGUAAAACAAGUGGAAGAGUUACAAAACCGUUUGAAAUGUGUAAGUACGGAGAAUUCGAAAUUACGAAAAGAGCUUGUCAGUGGACCGGAAACAAUAAAUUCACUAUUUAAGUGUGAUCGUUGCGACAAAUUAUUUUUGCACAGUACAUUCCUGUACGACCAUAUGAAGCGAAAACACAAGGAUGAGGAACAAUGUGAUAAUAAAUGA
Molecule: messenger RNA, 435 nt
Organism: Acanthocheilonema viteae
Lineage: Eukaryota; Metazoa; Nematoda; Chromadorea; Rhabditida; Onchocercidae
Source: the annotation of a GenBank genome assembly